Molecule: messenger RNA, 2334 nt
Organism: Heteronotia binoei (common prickly gecko)
Lineage: Eukaryota; Metazoa; Chordata; Lepidosauria; Squamata; Gekkonidae
Gene: TYSND1
Product: trypsin like peroxisomal matrix peptidase 1
Exons: 4
Coding region: 271-1944 (557 amino acids)
Biological process (GO): protein processing; regulation of fatty acid beta-oxidation
Cellular component (GO): peroxisome
Molecular function (GO): serine-type endopeptidase activity
Source: RefSeq, a predicted model, not a curated record
GACUGCCGGUUCCUCCGGCUUCUGGCUGUGGCCGCCUUGGUUGGCUAGUGCACUUUGCAAGCGAGGAACUGCGGGGGCCUCGGUCUUGGGCUGGGGGAGUCCGCGGCCGAGGGGAACCGCGGGCUGCCGGAGGAAGCUGGUCCGAAUGGGCGAGUUGCAGGGGGCUCCUUCCUCCUUCCCACGUGCGUCCUCGGCGUCCCUCCCCUCGUUCCGGGCUGCCCUUUCCUCUCUGCCGGGGCUCGUCUCCCCUGAGAGCGGCUCUCGGACUGCAUGGCGGGCGAGAAGGUGGGCUGCGUGGUCAGCGUGUCUGACUCGGGGGGCGCCAGCGGCGCGGCUUCCCGGGGCCCCUGGAGUGGCAGCGGCGUCCUCUUGGCGCCCAGCCCUGGCGUCGUCCUCUGCCACGGGGCGCUCUUCUCCCCUUUCCUCCUGGUCCCCGAGCGCCCCGACGGUGCCCAGCACGCCCUCCUGCUCCCCGACAGCUUCUCUCCAGGCCUCCGGAUCCGCGUUCUCCGGCCCAGCAGCACCACCAGCAGCAAAACUGGCUUCGCUCGGCCCGAUGAGGCCUCGCCGGCGUUGAGGUUCAACCCGCUUUCCGGUUUCCUGGAGGCGCCCGGCGGCCUGGAGAGCCGCGAAGCCGAACUCCUGCUGCUGGUCCCUUGCCGGCCCUUCCAGAGCGCCUUCGCCAAAGUCUUCGGGGCCUCGGAUGAGUGGCGCUUCGGUGGGGAGGAAGAGGAGGAGGACGGCGAAGAGGCCGCUUCGUUUGCAGACCAGGUGCGCUUCCUGCACUGGUUCGCCUUGCUGAGAGUCCUGGACGGCGACUUCCACGGGGCAGGCGCGGCCAGCUGCGUGCCAGCCGCCCUUCUGAGCAAAGGGGACCCGCUCUUCACUUGUGGCUCCCCCUUUGGAGCCUUCUGCCCGGACAUUUUCAUGAACACCCUCAGCAAGGGGAUUGUGAGCAACCUGGCCGGAGAAGGCAACGCCCUCAUCCUCACCGAUGCCCGCUGCUUGCCUGGCACCGAAGGGGGGGGCAUCUUUGCAGUAUCCGGAGUCAGUCCCCAACUGGUUGGGAUAAUUGUCGCCCCGCUUUGCUGGAAAUCCAACGAGUGGGUGGGCCUCACACUGGUUUGUGCUGUUGACUGCAUCCUGGAGAGCAUCAGGAACAUUCUCUCAGAGCUUCACCUGUUUCCGAAAACCCAGUUACUCCGGCUGCCGCUUGCAACUCAGGCUCAGAAGGUGGCAGUUGCCAGAGAUGGGCCAGUCCAGCAGAUGCUGGCUGCUGUAGUCCUGGUGGAGUGUGGGCUGUCCUGGGGUUCAGGGGUGAUGGUGAGCUCCAGGGUUGUGUUGACUUGUCGCCAUGUAGUCAGUGGAGCAUCAAGUGUCCGGGUGAGGAUAGGACCCAGCCCUGAACAGACGUUGGUGACUAAAGGGAAAGUGGUGUUUGCAACACAGGAUGCCUCUCCUUAUGAUGUUGCACUGGUAGAGCUGGAAGACAAUUUAUUCUUGUUUGUAGAGCCUGUUCUAGCAUCCAGGUUCUAUGAAGGAGAAGAUGUCAGUGUGGUUGGAUUCGGUGCCUUCGGCCAGGCCUGUGGCCCAUCCGUAACUUCAGGGAUCUUGUCGGCAGUGAUCACCGUGGAGGAGAAGCCUGUGAUGCUUCAGGCAACCUGUGCAGUUCACGGUGGCUCCAGCGGAGGGGCCCUCUUUUCCACACACAGUGGGAAACUUCUUGGUAUUGUGGCCAGCAACACAAGGGAUCACAGCAUCGGAGCCACGUACCCCCACCUCAACUUCAGCAUCCCCAUAACAGUCUUGCAGGCAGCUCUCUUGGAAUACACCCGCAGCAGAGAUCUGUGUGGCUUCCGGGAACUGGACAGGGUGGCUGACAGGGUUCGAGUGGUCUGGAGGCUUCAAAGAGAACCUGGGGAGGUACCACUUAGCAAGCUCUGAAAAUCUGCAACUUGGAGAGGAAAAGGAAGAGCUCAUCAUUGUGGAAGAUAAAUUUGCAAUGUGGACUUUUUGGUAUUACUCGGUAGCAGGCUUAGAGUUAUACUUGAAAUUUUUGAAUGGUCUUCAGGGAAGGAGGGGAGUGGGUUUUCAAUGGGACUUGCUUUGCUUUUGCCCUUAUUUUCCAUCAUGCCACUGUUCUGCACUCUUCCCACUGUAGUCCUGCCCAGCCAAUCAGAAAAUCUGCUUUUCUAUCAGCAGUCCUUGUGGCUGCUCGCACCUGGAACUGUCCCAGAGUCUGUUCUGUCUCCUUGAAACCCUUAUUUUCUAUGAAGCCUUUGGCUAAACCCCUUUAAUUGUUUUACGUUUUCACUAAAACACGCCUCAUCUUUA